Messenger RNA from Pygocentrus nattereri (red-bellied piranha), 3235 nucleotides. RefSeq names its product family with sequence similarity 102 member Ba (gene eeig2a). NCBI's taxonomy places the organism in Eukaryota, Metazoa, Chordata, Actinopteri, Characiformes, Serrasalmidae. The transcript has 11 exons. The coding region runs from base 89 to 1198 and encodes 369 amino acids. The record is from RefSeq and is a predicted model, not a curated record.
CUGACUCGGGCUGCCAGCCGCUGCUGAACCUGACACUCUCCAGAAAGAGGCUGUCUCGCUCAAUAUUAGCUAACUUUAUAACAGCCUAAUGUCUUUCAUCAUGAUGAAGAAAAAGAAAUUCAAAUUUAAAGUAGAUUUCGAGUUGGAAGAACUGUCGUCUGUGCCAUUUGUGAACGGUGUUUUGUUUUGUAAAGUCAGGCUGACGGAUGGAGGCUUCACGGGGGAGUCAUCAAGGGAGCCGGUUCUAGCAAACUGUGUGCGGUGGAGGAAGAGGUUCUCCUUCUUGUGUAAGAUGAGUGCAAAUGCUGGAACUGGAGUUUUGGACCCGUGUGUGUGCAGAGUGUCGGUGAGAAAGGAGCUUAAAGGUGGCAAGACGUUUGCGAAGCUUGGCUUUACAGAUCUGAAUCUGGCUGAGUUCGCUGGUUCAGGCAGCACAACGCGGCGCUGCUUGCUAGAGGGCUACGACACCAAGCACAUGCGCCAGGACAACUCCAUACUCAAAGUGAUUAUCAGCAUGCAGCUGAUGUCAGGUGAUCCCUGCUUUAAAACGCCUGUAUCCACAGCAAGGACCGUUGGCAUCCCUGGCGAAUCUGAGAGUCUGGAUGAGGACAGAAGAGCCGAAGAAACAUCAAAAUCAGCUCAUGAGAAUUCAGGAAAGAACCGUUCUGGCACUGUUCUUGAGGACCUCUGUGGACGUGGUCACUCUAGAACCUCCAGCUAUGCCAGCCAGCAGUCAAAACUAUCAGGUUACAGCACAAGUCACUCAUGCUCCUCUAGCUUGACGGAGCUCUCUCACCGGCGGAAUGUGUCAGUGGGCAGUGCCUCAAUUGGGGUGGGCAGCCUACCAGAGGUCAACAAUGACAGAGAGCCCAUCCUUUCACAUCCCACUUCCUCUGCAGCCAGCGAUCCCCAGCAUCUCAAUUUACCUUGCACCAGCAACGACAGAGCCUACAGGCACUUAGUAAAACAAGAUUCAAUGGAAUCCCAGUUGAAAAGAAUGGACACUACCAGAGUAGAUGCAGAUGACAUUGUAGAGAAAAUCUUACAGAGCCAAGAUUUCAGCCACAGUAUACUGGACUCCAGUGCUGAAGAGGAAGGUCUGCGGCUGUUUGUCGGCCCCGGCGGCAGCACAGCGUUGGGCACACAACACACCAGGGUUGGCGCUGGUACCUUUGAGCAGGUGAUUAUUAAGCGCUAGGCAGAAUCUGAGCUGGACCCAGAUGAGGCAGUGUCCUGUUUAGGAAGAGAGUGAUGGGGAAAGUGGCAGAAGUUGUUUAACUUACCCAAUACAGGCAGCCACUACACAACACUGAAAACAAAUCCAGUGAAGCACUGCUCCCUCUAGUGGUCAACACGUUUUGGCCCACUGUUGACAAGCUCUAAGAGUGCUGCUGAUCUGCAGGAAUAUGUUUUAGAUAAUCCACCGUUUCCAGAUGUCAGGAAUUUAGCUUGGCCAAUAAAAAAAUGUUAUGAUGGUAUGGUAUUCCUACACAAAAAAGAAAAACUUUUUAUUCUUAAAUGUAAGAAUUUAACAUAACAUGAACAUCAUUUUUUAAAAUUAGUAUUCAUAGCAUUUCACUUCACGUCAAUUCUCUGAUAUCAAGUGGAUUAAAACCUAAAACAGCUUUCCAACCUUUACAGCUGGUCUGUAAUAUAGUUCAGAUGGAUUUAAAAUAGUUUAAUUUGAUUUGCAAGUUUGAUGGCAACAGUAAGGAGAAAGGAUGUUACUGUUUGACAUUUUUAUAAAGGCUUUGUUUAUGCUCUUUAUCUUUUAUGUGCAGUUCUACAUUAUGUCCUUGUUUUAAUUUACACUCUUUCUGCUAGUUUUCACAGCCUGUUUGACAAACGGUUUCAUUGUUUUGUUGAAUCUGAAAUGAUAAAAGCAAUGAAUGGGCCUUAUUCGCCAACUGUUCUUAAGAAAAAAAUUCUUAAAACUCAUGCAGUUUUCUUGACAAUUCUGACAUUCACCAGUGUUUUCUUAUGUGGGAUUUGUUCUUGAGUAAGAACAGAAUCUGCACACACUCAAGCACAAAGGUGUGAACAAAUCAAAUUAGAAAUUAAAGCUUGGGCACAACCAUGUUCUUUAGAACCAGGAAGGGGCAAUAAAAAUAUUUUCAACGUUUUUCAUAUCAGUAUUAGCAAUGCAUCCAUCCAUCCAUCCAUUUUCUAAGCCGCUUCUCCGUCAGGGUCGCGGGGGGAUGCUGGAGCCUAUCCCAGCAGUCAUCGGGCGGAAGGCAUAUUAGCAAUACAGAUCGAUUUAUUUACAGUAGCAUUUAUUAUAUCCCUAAAACCAAUUUUUCUGUCUUAUUACCAAACAGUCUUCAGAACUGAUUAUUCAGGGGGUUGAACAACCCAGUUAUAAUUACUGGGAGGGUUGUCUCACCUGGAAAUACUGUAUAUUAUUUGCUGUCACAGCUGCUCAUGUAAUUUUCUAAGAAAAUUUGCAACAUCAUGAUACCUAAAGAACUUUUCAUGAUACACAGUAUGUUUGGUGAGAUGAAACCGAAAAGGGCUGCUACAGUGUUACAGUGAAUUCACUUAAACUUUACUAAAAUAUGCCCUGUGAUGGACUGGCGGUCUGUCCAGGAUUUUCUGCCUUCUGCCUAAUGAGCACUGGGAUAGGCUCCAGCAAGUCCUGCACCCCAGAAAGAUAAAUGGCUUAGAUUGUGUGUGUGUGUGUGUGUGUGUUUGUGUGUGUGUGUGUGUGUGUGUGUGUGUGUGUGUGUGUGUGUGUGUGUGUGUGUGUUUGUGUACUAAAAUGCUCUCUUUGUAUUAAAAUAUGCAGUUGGUCAGUGGUUUUACUAACAGUAUUCACAAUGUGAAGUGAACUUUACAAAAGACAAUACCUUUCAGGUAUUUAACCUCCAAUCAAAAUGACCCUUGUGUUCUCAGCGAAAUGUAAAAAAGCAAAAGCUUUUAAAGUAAAUGGGCUUUCAGUUUUUCAAAUAAAUCUGCAUGUUCAGUCUUAGAAGUUGGUUGUAUUUUCUGCUUACCACAAUCCAAGUGAUCCCAAACGUAUUUCAGUAAUAAGUUCUUGCUAGCUUCACAUCCUUUCAGACCCAUAGCAUUGAGUUGUCUUCUCAAAGUAGAAGGAUGAAUAGAAACACAUUUUGAUAAAGAUUUUAAGAUGGAUAGGAAGAUGAAAGGUGAUGGGGCUUUGGUGGUCUACUAGGUCUUGCACGCUUACACAAGUCCCAUUUCCUGUUUAUUUUAAUAAUAAAAUGACCAGUUUUGA